GCAUAGUCAGUGCCUGAUGGGAGGCUCUUUUGCCCCUUGAGUUAACAAUUUCCCCUCACUGUGGGCAGCAAAAGCAGUCCCUUUGGUAUAGUCAGAGCUGGAUGGGAGGCUCUAUUGCCCCUUAACAGCUUCCCCUCACUUUGAGCAGGAAAAGAAACCCCUUCGGUAUAGUCAGUGGUGGAUGGGAAGUUCUUUUACCCCUUGAGUUAACAGCUUUCCCCCACUUUGGACAGGAAAAGAAGCCCCUUUGGCAUAGUCAGUGCUGAAUGGGAGGUUCUUUUCCCCUUGAGUUAACAGCUUCCCCUCACUUUGGGCAGGAAAAGCAGCCCCUUUGGUAGAGGUAGUGCUGGAUUUACCAUUGUGCUUAGGUGUGCUUAAGCACAGGGCCCUGUUGGCCGAUGAUGGAUUUUGUUUAUGUGGUGCAAUUCUAAAUUUGAAGGUGUUCUGUUUCUGAUUCCAGACAUAAUGAUAGAGUCAAUAGUCUGUGGGAGUGUGCCACAAAGCAGGCAGUGUAGGCCAACUAGGCCGAGCUUCAAGGCCCAAGGAAGGGGCCUCAUAACUUAACUAGCACAGGGCCUGAUUUGUCCAAAUUCUGGCACUGGGGAGGCAAAGUGGAGAUGGUGCUCCUCUCUGGGGAUGGGAAAGUGGUCGGGGAAGGACGGAGCCCCUCCACGAAGCACCUCCAGCCCCCGCCUUUUGUCCACGGGGGGCCUUCGGGGUCCGAGGCCCAAGUGGAACCCCUCGGAGCAGGUCAUGCUGUUGUUGUUAUUUCUGCCCCACGAGGGGAGGGGGCACCCGACGAGGAGGAGGAGGACUAUGAGGAGGAAUAUGAAGACUUGGCGGACUUCUCGGAUAUGUCAGAGACACGGAGCCUGGCCUCAGAGGACUCCUUUUACCCACCGCGGGACGGGGAGGAAGAUGAGCCGGAGGAUAGGGAGGAAGUCUGGUCACUGGGGGAGUCAGAAGGGUCACCCAGCUCCGAGCCACCGCCCUCCUUUUUCCGCGCCUGCUGCACCAACAAUGCUGCUGCCCUCAAGACCCUCAUCCGACAGGGGCCCGAUGAGGAACACGUCAAGGAGACCGACCGCAACAAGCGGACUGGCCUUAUUGUUGCCUGUUACCAAGGGUUUGUGGAUAUUGUAAUAGCCUUAGCCCAGUGCCCUCACAUUGAUGUAAACUGGCAGGACAAUGAAGGGAACACGGCUCUGAUUACAGCUGCCCAGGCAGGACAUAUUACCAUUACACAGUAUUUGCUCAACUAUUAUCCUGGCCUUGAUAUUGAAAAAAGGAAUGUCUUUGGAUUUACUGCGCUCAUGAAGUCUGCAAUGCAAGGCCGCAGCGAAUGCGUCAGAGCCUUAAUGAUGGCAGGGGCAAACAUCAACGCCACGGACCCAGGCCGUGGGUUCAAUUCUCAGGAAUGGGCAUGUUUCACUGGAAGAAUAGAAGCUGCCUACCUUAUGCAGAGACUUAUGGACAAGCCAUCUGCAGAACAGUUUUGCGACCACUAUGAGCUAGAAUGGCCAAAGAUGAAGGAGCUUCUUGCCAAGGCCGCAGAGCGGAAAACCUGUUUGCAAAGGAUCUCGGAAGGUGUGCGGUCCGUGGUCGGUUACAAAGCUCCCCAGGGCCCCGAAGAAGAUGGUGUGCUUGAUCAUAUGGUCAGAGUGACAACAGGAAUGAGAAGCUCUUUUGUUGCCAUAGCUUGCAGAACCGUAUGCCCUGGUAGCCCACCAGGACUAGGAAAGCGCAGGCCUGCGGUUCAAGAAAUCCUUCGGAAACAACGAGCCAAGGAAAUCCGAUCUUUAGAAAACACGGAACAUUUUACCAGCUAUGAGAGGCUGUUUCAGAACUCCAGAGUCACAUUAGUCACCAAAAAGAAGGAGCGUCGAGCCAGCCUGCAGCCUUUCAAUCUCAAUGUACCACAGGUGAACAUUGUGGUCCCGAGGAAAUCCAGCCUGUUGCCGCUGCACUUGCUGAGGAGGAGCAGUGUGCGCCCUGGAUUUGUCAUCCCCAAAGUUCGUGUCAACAAGGCGCCUCCACCGACUUUCCACCCAGAGAAGGUGAGACGGAAAAGUAGUGCCAGCGAUGGGACAUACUUGGAAAUUCCCAAAUGGAGGUAUAAAGAGCUGAAAGAAGAAAGGAAGAAAGCAGAGGAAGAGGAAAAGAAAAAAGCAGAAGAAGCUCAGAAACAGAAGCAAAAGUCUCCCCAGAAAAGCAAAACUUGACACCUGUGGUAUUGCUGUGACUCUAGUCUAGACUUACACACACAGGCCAACAAGUUGUGCGGGGAAAACUGUGUGACAUAAUUACUUAAGAGGAGCCAGGGGCAUUGUUCCAAAGUGCAACUGAUACAUUAAGGAAUGGCUAAGAAGUAUAAGGAGAGAGUUAGGGAAUAUAUGAGCAGCUUUAAAAUGUAGAAAAUAUGGCAUUUAAUAGAUUGUAAAUCUAUUGUAAAGCAGCCAUCUUAACAAAAGAGGAAAAGGGAUAAUUGGAAUAAAGGGAUAAUGGGAUUUAAAAAACCGAGAGACAGAAAGAUGUCCUAGAAAUUAGACUAGCCAUAAAAUAAAAAUUGGGCAAUAGCAUAUGCUUGCAAGGGAAUCUCUGAAUUGCUACCAUAAGUUAAAUUUUU
Messenger RNA from Anolis sagrei ordinatus, 2626 nucleotides. It is a transcript of the gene ANKRD33B, whose product is annotated as ankyrin repeat domain 33B. Gene Ontology annotation, molecular function: protein binding. The record is from RefSeq and is a predicted model, not a curated record. NCBI's taxonomy places the organism in Eukaryota, Metazoa, Chordata, Lepidosauria, Squamata, Anolidae.